Molecule: messenger RNA, 636 nt
Organism: Anisakis simplex (herring worm)
Lineage: Eukaryota; Metazoa; Nematoda; Chromadorea; Rhabditida; Anisakidae
Source: the annotation of a GenBank genome assembly
CCUUCACCAGAGGGAUUUAGAAUGUACAGUGGAGCGAAUCAAAUCCAGAAACACGAUCAUGUUGACUUGACAAAAACAUGGCAAGCAAUGGAGAAAGUCUACGAGAAAGGAUUAGCGAAGGCGAUUGGCCUGUCGAACUUCAACGUCGAACAAAUACAGAAUAUUUAUCAUGCGGCUAAAGUGAAACCGCAUAAUUUGCAGAUUGAGGUGCAUAUAUAUUUCCCACAACGUGAACUACACACACUCUGCACAUCGUUGAAUAUUGCGGUAACUGCAUUCGCUCCAUUGGGAUGUCCAAGUAGACGCGGUAAGGAUGGAUGGCCCGAGAAAGUGGCCAUUGACAAUGAGAUAGUAAAGGAGUUGGCAAAGAAAUAUGGCAAAACGCCGGCACAAAUCCUUCUCAGGCAUUUGCUACAACGUCAGAUUGUUGUCAUUCCGAAAUCAACAAACGCCGAACGAUUACGCGAGAAUUUCAACGUAAAACCUCAUAAAAUAAGUGUACCGACGAAGAUACUGGGAGGAUAUUCAUUGCAGAUAUUCGAUUUUGAAAUCUCAUCGGAUGACAUGAAUAAGCUGAACCGUAUCGAACCACAAGGGCGAUUGUAUACGUGGUCCGGCUGUGGGUUAGUGGUGUAG